CCGAAGCCAAGCAAGCACGCCUGUCGCGCCUGUCGCCUCAACGUGUCGAAUCGACAUGUUCGACUAUGAGCACCUGGACAUGGCGGAGGAGGAGCCUGCUCCAAAAGCGCCCAGCCUUCCGGAGGAGGAGCCUGCUCCAAAAGCGCCCAGCCUUCCGGAGGAGGAGUCUGCUCCAAAAGCGCCCAGCCUUCCGGAGGAGGAGCCUGCUCCAAAAGCGCCCAGCCUGCCCGAGGAGGAGCCUGCUCCAAAAGCGCCCAGCCUUCCGGAGGAGGAGCCUGCUCCAAAAGCGCCCAGCCUUCCGGAGGAGAAACCCCGGCUCCGCGGCUCGGGGGACUUCCGGACUCUGCCGCGCGCGGCUUGGGAGCGCUUGCACGGCCGCUUCCAGCAGGCAUCAUCGCAGAUUGACGAGCAGGCGAGCGGCCUCGAGGCCAAGAUCGUGAAGACCGAGAAAGAGUUCAGAAGUAAGGUCUCCUUGACCGAGCCGGAUGAAGCGAGCCUGAGGUCGCUGGUGGAGGACAUGAGUUUGCGAGUGGCCAGCUUCGUCACACGCGUCGACCACGAGGAAGAACAGCGGCGCACGGUGUCGGAGCGGCGUCGGAAGGCCACGGAUGCGGUGUCAAAUGCCUCGCUGUCGUUCGCUGAGUUCUUGGGCCGACCGGAGCCAGUUGGUGGUGACUCUUCUAGGGGGCUCCGCGUUGCCAGAUCGCGGACAGAUUGCGGCGAGGCCAUUCAGAUGGUGGAUUGCGAUGAGUACCUGGUGGUGGUCACCGGCGAGUUUCGGCUGCAAAAGGGCGAGGAGGAACUCAUCGUCCGGGAGGGCGAGGGCAUCUUCCUGGAGGCCGGCGAGAAGGUCCUUUGGAAAUGGGACCACCUGGUGCAAUUCAUCACCAUCCACCUGCCGGAGCGGAAAGGGCGACAAGGAAUGGUGGAUUGCGGUGUGCAGGCGCCAGAGGAGAAGAGCCUGUGGGCAACAAAGCUGGAGCCGGGCCGUGCAAAGAGCCGAGAGGAGCUGAAGAGGGGUGAGAUGGGCUAUUUGAAGAUGCCCGCAGAGCAGGAGUCGAGAAGGUCCGGGGAAUCUGUGGAUACCACAGACAUCAAGGAGGCGUCCGAGUCAGCGCCCAGCGAAACGGACGUGUCUGCCCGCGCAGAGAUUGCCAACUCGACGUCACCUUCAGGUGACAUGAACCGGAUCAAGUCGCUCUCGGCGUUCGAGCAGCUGGUGGACAACACGGAGCGCCUCAGGCUGCGAGAGGAGAUGGAGGAGCGAGCAGUGGAUCGUCCUGCACGCUAUGGAGCCCGGCAUCUCAACACCCCGGUGGUGAUCGUUUCCUCAGAGAUCAACCCCUGGUCCAAGACAGGGGGCCUGGCGAUGGUGGCCUCCAGUUACGCGUACGAGUUUGCGAUUCGAGGACACCGGACGAUGGCCGUGUCGCCGCGCUAUGCCAACUACGAGGGCUGCAAGCGAGUGGGCUCGACCAAGGCGUGGCUCGCGGGCCAAGAGCACGAGCUGGUCUACUACCAUCAGCGACAGGACUUUGGCAAUGGCCGUGGCUGUGAUUACGUCUUUGUGGAUCACAGCUGCUUCCAUCGACCUCAAGGCCUCUACGGCGAGCCCACGGGCGGAGAAUACCCGGACAAUUGCUUCCGCUUCUCUCUUCUGUGCAUUGCAGCAGCAGAAGCGCCUUUAGUCUUGAAUUUGGGCGGCUCAAUUUACGGCCAGGAGGUUUGCUUCAUCGCAAAUGACUGGCAGACGGGCAUGCUGCCUGUGUACUUGCUUUACAAGUACAAGCGCAACCGUACCUUUCUGAAGGCGAGAUGCAUGAUGGUCCUCCACAACUUGGGCUACCAGGGAAAGUACAGGAUGAGUCACUAUCCCAUGGACAGGUUCUUUGGUCUUCCCGACGUAGCCGCGAAAGACCUACAGGGCGAAGACAUGCACUUCGGCGAGGACUGCAUCAACCUCUUGGGUGGCGGCGUCAGAGUGGCCGACCGCGUUCUGACGGUGUCACCGAACUAUGCCUUCGAGAUCCAGACGCCGGAAGGGGGCCAUGGCCUACACACCUCUUUGCGGGAGAAGGCCUCAAGGAAGCGAGUCAUGGGCAUCCUGAACGGCAUCUCAGACGAGUGGAAUCCCUUGACAGAUCCGCACAUCGUAAUGCGAUUUGGAAAAGACAACUUUGAAGAGGGCAAGCGCUGCUGCAAGGCUGAGCUCCAGCGGCAGCUGGGACUCUUGGAGGACCCCAGCCUGUGCUUGAUCGGCUUCUGCGGCCGGCUCUGCUAUCAGAAGGGCAUCCACCUAAUCAUGGAGAGUUUGCCCUGGCUGAUGCGGGAUGAGGGCAAUGGCGUGAAUGGCUACGUUCAGAUUGCGCUCAUGGGCAAAGGCGACAUGAAGUACGAGAGUCAGCUGCGCGCGGCAGAGGAAUCCUACAGGGGUCGCGUGUGUGCCUUUGUCGGCUUUGAUCCGAUCAUCGAGCACCGCAUGAUGGCUGCCUGUGACAUCCUCCUGAUGCCCUCACAGUACGAGCCUUGUGGUCUGCCGCAGAUGUAUGCCCAGCAGUAUGCCACCCUUCCAGUGGUGCACGAGACUGGCGGGCUGAAGGACUCCGUGCGGGGCCUCUGGAGCUCAGAGCAUGAUAAAAAGCAUGCCACGGGUUUCAUGUUCGACGGCUUCGACCCCAACAAGCUGAAGGAGCGCCUCUACCAGGCAAUGGACAUCUUCCGGCACAAAAAGCCAUUGUGGCGCCAGAUGCAGAUGAAUGCCAUCAAAUGUGAUUAUUAUUGGCCGCAGGCCAUCGAUGAAUACGAAAGAAACAUCGACCAGGUGAUGGAGGACGACCCCUGCUGUUGGUAGAUCCUCUGAGUGCCAUUCUGAAUGAAUUUCUAUCGCGCGAGCGGUGCGCAUGAUGAGCACGGGUUUGAACAUUCCCACUUCCGAGCCACCGUGACUCGUCAUGUUGCUGUUUGCCUUUUGCCGAAUAGUUCAAUCCUGCCAUGGGCAUGUAUGCUUAUGGCCUAGCGCAAGUCUCGCACCACGCCAGAAUCAUGGCUGGUCUGUUUCCACCUCGCAACCUUGAUGCUUGGUUGCCUAUGGCCGCACGCGCCAUUGGCAUUCGCCUUCCGCGGCUUGUGCCACGAAGGCUCGCACCGAGAAACACGGCGCCGUGUUGCCGGCGCCUCUCGCGAAAGCGGAGAAAGCAAAAAAAAUCGGCCGAUGAGGCGGCUGGUCUUCGCGAGGCUCGCGCUUAUGCCAAUUGAGCAGCGCCCAAAACGGUUCGAGUCAA
Effrenium voratum is the source of this 3281-nucleotide messenger RNA. NCBI's taxonomy places the organism in Eukaryota, Dinophyceae, Suessiales, Symbiodiniaceae. The record is from the annotation of a GenBank genome assembly.